UUUUUUCAUUACAUAUAUAUAUAUAGUGAUAUAUAGCAAGCAUCAAGAAAACAUAUAAUUUGUGUAAUUUUGUACUUUUUUACUUCUAAUUUUCACAAAGAAAAAGUAUACCAACUUUGUAUGUUGUAAUACAUAAACAAAUUUUUAGGUUGCUUUAAAACGUUUGUAAUCGUGAAUAUUAAUUUUGUAAUAUUGAAAAUAGUAAAAAUAGAGGUUAACAAGCUUGUGGAUUGUUCCGGAAAUUUCUUAUUAGAUUUGAGAAAUAAUGUAUUAAACAAUUGUUUUUUGAAAAAUGUUGGGUUUAAUUUGCUCUGGACGUUUGGUCCAAACUAAUUUCGAACAAGUGUCUGAGACAAAAUUACUUUUUACCGUUCCGGAUGCUGACGAUAUUAAUCAUAUCGUCUUAUUUCUUGUAGGAACUAUUCCUUUUCCUGAUAAUAUGGCAGGAGCAGUUUACUUCAGUUGGCCGGAUCCAAAUGCUCCUCCGAAUUGGCAAUUUUUAGGAUAUAUUGCCAAUUCGAAGCCCUCGGCCAUUUUUAAAAUAUCUAAUUUAAAGAAAAAUGAUGAAUUUGAAAAUCAAAAUUUAAGUAUUUUUGGAAUGGGAAAAAUUUCUCACGUUGCACAAGUUGGUAUUUCAGUGGAACCAUUGGCAGCAGUUGAACAACAAGCAGCUGCACUUGCAGUUCAACAAACAAAUUCAUUUAUUGAAUUUGCUCAAAAAACAUUAACAAACUUUGUAAAUUAUGUCUCUAGCUUUUCAGUGACACAAAGUCAAAUGCUUCCAAAUUUAACUGAAAAUUAUGUUCCACUUUCAACAAUUCAAACGUGGUACGAAAGAUUUCAAAGACGAUUGGAACAAAAUCCAAAUUUUUGGAAAACAUAACUAAAUAUAAAACGGGCAAUUUAUUUACUGAGAUAUUCAGAAAACAAUUGCUAAUAUAAUAUAAUUAUAUUAACAAGUGAAUAAAAAUUCAGUAAUGUAAUUUAAAAAAAAAAAAAAGGAAUUUGAUUUCAAUUUACUGGCAUGAUAAUACUGUAAUACAGUGUAUUUAAAUAAUUUUUCAUAUUUUAUAUGUUUACUAGUUAAUAAAUAUGUUUUCAUUUAUAUAAAACAA
Molecule: messenger RNA, 1115 nt
Organism: Leptopilina boulardi
Lineage: Eukaryota; Metazoa; Arthropoda; Insecta; Hymenoptera; Figitidae
Product: protein OPI10 homolog
Exons: 3
Coding region: 293-883 (196 amino acids)
Biological process (GO): protein import into nucleus
Cellular component (GO): nucleus; cytosol
Molecular function (GO): nuclear import signal receptor activity; Hsp70 protein binding
Source: RefSeq, a predicted model, not a curated record